Messenger RNA from Prorocentrum cordatum, 531 nucleotides. The record is from the annotation of a GenBank genome assembly. NCBI's taxonomy places the organism in Eukaryota, Dinophyceae, Prorocentrales, Prorocentraceae.
AUGUCCUCCGGCGGCAAGUCCCUCGACGUCGGCCGCAGGGCGCCCCAGGCCCCGUGCAGAGCGCGGUCCCAGAGCGGCCGGUCGCGCCGGGCGAGCACUGGCGGCGGCUGCAUCGACAGCAAGGUCACCGACCUCAGCCAGAUCACGCGCACGGGCCUGAGGUCCGGGAGCACGUACAUGUCCUCGGCGGGCCGGCCGCUGUCCGCGAAACCGCCCUCGCUGAAGCAGGCGGACACAAACAGCAACGUGAACGACCUGAGCCAGAUCAUGCGACCCCACCUCAGGUCCGGGAGCACCUACAUGUCCUCCGCGGGGCGCGCGCUGUCGCCGAACCUGCCCGAGAGGCGACACGGCAGGCUGUACUCUGGGCAGGAUGACGCCGCGGUCAACGACCUGAGCCAGAUCAUGCGCCCCCAUCUGAGGUCUGGCACCACCUUCGUGUCGUCCAAGGGCUCUCCCCUCCACGCCGCCUACGCGGGGUCGACGCACCUCUACGACUCCAGCACCUCGUACUCGGUCCGCUCGUGCUGA